AUGGCUCGGUGGAGGGAAUACCUUUGUACAAUUGCAGAUUAUGCACACACUUCUGAAGAAUGGUCAGAACUGAAGGGGACAAAAUGGCCAGUUUUGGGUGCAUGUCAAUCGGCAUAUGGAAUUAUGAUCGAUAUUCUUUACUUGCCUAUUCUUUCGAUCAUCUUUGAAAAAGACAACUUCAAAAUGUCUUGUUUCAAAAUCAUGUAUCUUCUUGGAAUUAUUGACUUCAUGAUUACCUACGUAAAUUCAAUCCUUACCGGAUGGCUUGCCAUGAAAGGUGCAGUGUACUGUACACAUCCAAACAUCAUUUACAUCUCUGGAAUGGUUGUGUGUGCUUUAUGGUGUAGCUCUUGCAUGACUGCUCUUUUGUUAGUGGCAAAUCGAUUGUUGGGAAUGACAAAGCCAUCUUUAGCAGUGAAGCUUUUUGAAGGAAGAAAAACAUAUAUCGCAUUGACGUUCCCCAUACUCUACUUCAUCUACUUUCUGUUCACAGCUCCUUUGGUUUUCAAUUCAAAAUACCUUGCCUGGUUCUACACUCCAAUGAUCUUUGACGAUGGAGCAACUGAAUAUUUCAAUCACUCUCAUACAAUCAACAACUUCCUGAUUGUUACCUUGACAUGCGUUGUCUACACUCCCUUCCGGUGGGUUAUUGGAUCAAACUUGAAAAAUGUGAAGAACGCUAACGCAUCUCAACUUCAAAAUACGAAAACCCAAGUGUUUCUCCAAUCAACCUUGAUCUGUGCAGCAAAUCAAGUAUGUGCAGUGAUCUACGUCGUAAUGAAUGUCACGGAAGUUCCAAAUUGGCUCAUAAUGUUUGCUCAUUUCACUUGGGAAUUCAUUCAUGGUGCUCCUGUCUUCAUCUAUCUUGCUCUGAAUCGAAUGAUUCGUGAAAGAUUCUUGGAAAAAAUGCACUGGAUGAAAGGUGGAGCACUUCGAGAAACCACAUCAAUGAUGCCUAUUAAGAAAUCCGUUUCGACUCCAGUCGUGAUUAUAAAUUAA
Molecule: messenger RNA, 999 nt
Organism: Caenorhabditis elegans
Lineage: Eukaryota; Metazoa; Nematoda; Chromadorea; Rhabditida; Rhabditidae
Gene: srt-39
Product: Serpentine Receptor, class T
Exons: 5
Coding region: 1-999 (332 amino acids)
Source: RefSeq, marked reviewed